GAGAAAUGCAGCAGCUUAAAACGGCGGGAAAGAUUAAGAUGUCUUAUUGGCCAAUCGACAAGGUGAAAAGUCACGUGGUUUAAGCCAACGUUUCUAAUGUUGUCGAACAUUCGGCACUGACUAUAGGCAUCAAAGAUGGCGGGUCAUACAGCGGGAGAUCCAUUGGAGUGCUUCAGCAUUCCUAUCGUACUACAUAAGGAACCUCAGCGUGAUGAGCAGGGACAGCCCAUCCUGGGGCCUGAUGGCAAACCCAAGUGUGUAUGUGGCUUUAGGAUAGGGGGAGGAAUAGACCAGGACAACUCUAAAAGUCCCCAGGGUUACCCAGACAAGGGCAUAUAUGUGACAUACAUCCAUGAAAAUGGACCAGCUGCCUUGUGUGGGUUACAAGUCCAUGACAAACUUUUACAGGUGAAUGGCCAUGAUAUGACAGUUGUUACCCACAAAAAGGCAGUGGAUUACAUCCAGCGCAAACCUGUCCUCAAUAUGUUGGUGCAUCGUCCCGGGGUGCCUCAGCUACAGAAAGGUGCUCAGCCGCAGUUUCAGGCUUAUGAACAGCAGUACUCACCACAGCCUCAGUAUCAGAGACAAUACUGACUAGGCGUGGAGGAGCAGUACGAGACUUUCAGUCCCAGGGACCAUAGUCUUACACCCCUGUGAUGCCGGGGGAGUGCACGGUGCAACCCUUACGGUGUGACGCAGUGCCAUGGCACCGCAAGUCAUUUUGUGUUGUGGACAUGGUGGAGAGGGAACUGGGUGUAUGGAGUUGUUAGAUCUUUUAAAAAUUCUCACUCAAGGUUCAUUAUAUGUCAUAAAUGUAUGUUUAUACGUAUAUGUUUAAGUAAAAUGGCAAUUGAUAACUGGUGCAUACAAAAUUUUGUGAUUGUCACUCAUGAAAACAUGUCUGUUCUGAUGUCUGUAGGAGGAAAUCAUCAGGACAUCAGC
This is a messenger RNA of Liolophura sinensis, 942 nucleotides long. RefSeq names its product tax1-binding protein 3 homolog. Gene Ontology annotation, molecular function: protein kinase binding. Gene Ontology annotation, cellular component: basolateral plasma membrane; cell junction. The record is from RefSeq and is a predicted model, not a curated record. NCBI's taxonomy places the organism in Eukaryota, Metazoa, Mollusca, Polyplacophora, Chitonida, Chitonidae. Bases 136 to 594 code for a protein of 152 amino acids. Gene Ontology annotation, biological process: establishment or maintenance of epithelial cell apical/basal polarity; receptor localization to synapse; embryo development. The transcript has 4 exons.